UGCUGUGCCAGAAUCCCACUCAUCCAUUGCUGAGGCUCUGCCUCUCCCAUCUCCUGCCUCCUCCUCCACCACCCCGGAACUCCCCUGUUUGCUGUGCCAGGAUCCCGCUCAUCCAUCCCUGAGGCUCAGCCUCUCCCAUCUCCUGCCUCCUCCUCCUCCACCACCUCAAAACUCCCCUGUCUGCCGUGCCAGGAUCCAGCUCAUCCAUCCCUGAGGCUCAGCCUCUCCCAACUCCUGCUGCUGCUCCCGCCGUGCCGGCAGAGCAGCCAGGGCUGAGGCCGUGCCGGGGCGGAGGCCAUGGCCGAGCGGCUGUCGGAGGAGAAGAUCGCGGAGUUCAGGGAGGCCUUUUCCCUCUUCGACCGCGACGGCGACGGCUCCAUCAGCACGCGGGAACUGGGCACGGUCAUGCGCUCGCUGGGCCAGAACCCCAGCGAGGCCGAGCUGCGAGACAUGGUGGGCGAGGUGGACGCCGACGGCAGCGGCGCUGUCGACUUCGCGGAGUUCCUGUCACUGAUGGCCCGGAGGACGCGGGACACGGACAGUGAGGAGGAGAUCCGGGAGGCCUUCCGGGUGUUCGACAAGGACGGCAACGGCUACAUCAGCGCGGCCGAGCUGCGGCAUGUCAUGACCAACCUGGGCGAGAAGCUGACGGACGAGGAGGUGGACGAGAUGAUCAGGGAGGCCGACUGCAACAACGACGGCCAGGUCAACUACGAGGAGUUCGUGAGGAUGAUGACGGAGAAGUGAACCCCACCCCCCGCCCCCUGGCCCAGCUCCAGCCCUCAGGGAGCAGCAGUUGUGGUGGGUCCCCCAAGCCCUUCCAUCCCCUCCCGCCUUCUCCACGCCAUUCCAGGCUGGAAAAAUCUCCUCCCAUGCCGUUCCAGGCUGGAAAACCCCCUUUGGUCCCAGUUGGAAUGUCGGCAGCGUCUCCGUGGGACACCGGCAUCCCACCUGGCAGGAGGGGGACUGGGAUGCAGCUGGACAUGGGGUCCCCCAGGAGACACCUCGUGUCCAUCGACAUUCCAGAACCCUCUGGAUGUUCCCUGACGUCCCUGAGCCCAAUAAAGGAAUG
Molecule: messenger RNA, 1072 nt
Organism: Myiozetetes cayanensis
Lineage: Eukaryota; Metazoa; Chordata; Aves; Passeriformes; Tyrannidae
Product: calmodulin, striated muscle
Exons: 2
Coding region: 298-747 (149 amino acids)
Molecular function (GO): enzyme regulator activity; calcium ion binding
Source: RefSeq, a predicted model, not a curated record